CAGCAAGAACUGCCCCGCAGGUAAAGGCUGUUGCUGGGACCCACACGUGGAAGGAGAGAAAGAAAGAACUCCCACAGUGUCUUCUGACCUCCACCUAUGCACAAAAUGAUUGUGAUACAAACACCACCACCAAAGCAUGAGAAGCAGACUUUGAAUCUCCGGCACCACUGAUCAAGCUCCCCAUGGCUCAGCAGUGCUUCCACAGUGAAUAUUUUGACAGUCUGCUGCAUGCUUGCAAACCUUGCCACCUCCGGUGUUCCAACCCUCCUGUGCCCUGUCAGCUUUACUGCAACCCAAGUGUGACCGGCUCAAUGAAAGGAACACACAUUGUUCUCUGGACCUUCUUGGGCUUGACCUUGAUCGUCUCUUUGGCACUUUUCACACUCAUGUUCUUGCUGAGGAAGAUGAACUCUGAAGCACUGAAGGGCAAACUUCAAAGCUCAGGAUCCAUUCUGCUGGACAAGGCCAGUACUGACCUGAGGAAGAGCAGGGCUGAUGAUGUAAGGAUUCUUCCCGGAAGCCUGGCGUACACAGUGGAAGAAUGUACCUGCGAGGACUGUGUCAAGAGCAACCCCAAGGUUGAUUCUGACCAUUUCUUCCCACUUCCAGCCAUGGAGGAGGGUGCAACCAUUCUUGUUACCACAAAAACGAGUGACUAUGGCAAGAGUGUGCCAACUGCUUUGGAAAGUGUCCCAGGGAUGGAGAAACCAAUUCUUUGUAGAGAAUGAACCUCUGUCUGGUAUACAGACACUUGGAGAACCUUUGCCAGAGGGAGAGCUGAUGCUUUUGAUGUCUUUAGGAUGACUUUAUCAGCUGGGAAUAUAGCUUUUGUCCUUUAAUUCUGAAAA
This is a messenger RNA of Peromyscus maniculatus bairdii (prairie deer mouse), 848 nucleotides long. RefSeq names its product TNF receptor superfamily member 17 (gene Tnfrsf17). Gene Ontology annotation, biological process: tumor necrosis factor-mediated signaling pathway. Gene Ontology annotation, molecular function: signaling receptor activity. The record is from RefSeq and is a predicted model, not a curated record. Lineage: Eukaryota; Metazoa; Chordata; Mammalia; Rodentia; Cricetidae.